Molecule: messenger RNA, 1241 nt
Organism: Coffea eugenioides
Lineage: Eukaryota; Viridiplantae; Streptophyta; Magnoliopsida; Gentianales; Rubiaceae
Product: desumoylating isopeptidase 1
Exons: 5
Coding region: 168-1004 (278 amino acids)
Biological process (GO): protein modification by small protein removal
Molecular function (GO): peptidase activity
Source: RefSeq, a predicted model, not a curated record
CUUGAAAGUUGAAACUUCUGUUGUCGUCGUUUUUGUGUUUGGCAUCAAAACUUGGUCUAGGCCUCUCCUUAGUCCUCUCGCAGGCUACGCAUUUUUUUUCUUCGAAGGCUAUCCCAGCUCCGCAGGCUUUUAACUUGCAUUUUUGGCUAUAGUUUUGUAUAUCUGAGAUGGCUGAGGAUGGUCACAAAGUCUCCUUGAACGUUUAUGAUUUAAGCCAAGGCUUAGCCCGGCAAUUAUCUACCACAUUUUUGGGGAAAGCUAUUGAAGGUGUAUGGCACACAGGAAUAGUGGUUUAUGGUACUGAGUACUAUUUUGGAGGUGGCAUUCAACAGACACCUGCUGGCCGGACUCCUUUUGGUACUCCAAUUCGAGUUGUAGAUCUUGGUAUCUCGCAUGUGCCUAAGGAUGUAUUUGAAAUUUACUUGCAAGAGAUUAGUCCCCGCUACACAGAACAAACUUACAGUCUUCUGACUCAUAAUUGCAACAAUUUCAGUAAUGAGGUUGCUCAGUUUUUAGUCAGUGCAACCAUCCCUGACUACAUUUUAAACCUGCCAAAUGAAGUGCUCAACAGCCCAAUGGGAGCCGUAUUUUUGCCAAUGAUACAGCAGCUGGAGACGACAUUAAGAGCAGGUGCAGUGCCACAGGCUCCCCAGUUCAAGCCUGCUACCACAGCGCCUGCAACCCAGAAAGCAAGCAGUCUUAGUAACAAAGAAGUUGAUGGGAAGUCGAGAUCAGAAGCGGAAGCAGCCACUGCUGGAGAGCAGAAAACGUCAACCGCUGAGACUGUGCCUGUUGCUGUUAAACCCACAGGUGGACAAGAGAAGCCGUCAGGUAAUGGUAUAGCAGGAGACUCUCUUGGUGACGCACGCAGCAAAGUACAAGAUGAGAUAGGCCGUGAAUUUGCUGCAAUUAUGGCAACUGGAACCUUGCGAGCAAGCGAGGCUGCAGCACUAGCGACAAGGAGAGUUAUGCAAAGAUAUGACAUGAAUGUGGCACAGAGUUAGAAAUGGAAAUAACACAUUUUAUUCUUUCUACUAAAAUCCGAUUCUAUUUGUGGAUUACAGAUCGCAGCUGUCUGUCCAAUUGUUUUUAUUGGUCAAAUGACGAAACAGGACUUGGAUGAAACUUAUUUUCCAUAUCAGCCUCGUAGCAGCAAUAUGUUGUCAACGACGUUUUGAAUUAUGGACAUAUCUCUGUCUUUAUCUAAAGAUGCUUAUGCAACCACAGGGUUGAUAUUCAUA